This is a messenger RNA of Kwoniella botswanensis, 1638 nucleotides long. RefSeq lists its product as uncharacterized. Gene Ontology annotation, biological process: protein modification process. Lineage: Eukaryota; Fungi; Basidiomycota; Tremellomycetes; Tremellales; Cryptococcaceae. The transcript is spliced from 8 exons. The record is from RefSeq and is a predicted model, not a curated record. Bases 1 to 1638 code for a protein of 545 amino acids. Gene Ontology annotation, cellular component: P-body.
AUGACUUCUCCAAACCUAGCCAAACCACUCGAAGCAUUCGUAUCAUUUCCAUCACCUUACACCCAAUCCCUCUUGGUCCAGGCACUCGUAUCUGUCUUACCAUCAAUCAAGAUCUCCCUGGCGCCUUAUCCAGAGGAUCAACCUCCUGCAUUACAAUGGGCAGAUUACGAUCUACUCUCAUUCGACCUUCCUCAUUCCAACCCCACCAAAUACCUCAUUUCCUCAUAUGUAUAUCGUAAAGCCCUAAUACGUAAACAUCAAUUACAUUCUACCAUCCAAGCUUACUUGGCGAAAUGUCAACAUCGUAAUAUACGCAGUAUACUGUCGCCGGAGGAAGGGGGUGUACCGAAAGGGUGGAACGUGGAAUUACAAUUUCUGGAUGAACUGGAUGAACUUCUGUUGGAUGAUUUGUACGAUUUGAAUGGAGGGAUGCAAAGAAAUGAAGAGUUGCCUGAGGAAGAGAGGAGUUGGUAUAUCCUCAAACCUGGAUUUGCAGAUCGUGCGCAGGGUAUAAGGAUGUUUUCAACGGAAGAUGAAUUACGAGCAAUAUUCGAAGAGUUUGAACCUCCUUCUUCCGAUGAGGAAGAUUAUGAAGAUGAAGACGAAACUCGAGAAGAAGAAGAGGAAGAUGGACAGAUACCCCAAGACGGAGGAGUGGAUGAUAUGAUCGAUAUGUUAGCUAAGAAAGCUGUAGAGCUAGGAUUUGACGGUGAUGAAGAGGAUGAUAGACAUUUCGGUGCAGCAGCAGAUGAUGACGAGAAAGAAGAUGGUACAGGAGUGAUGACUUCUCAACUAAGACACUUUGUCAUACAGGAAUACACGCCUAAUCCCGUUCUGUUCGAUAUCGCACAACAGCCGAAUCUACCAUCGCCCUUCCUAGAAGGAUAUAAAUUCCACCUUAGAGCCUAUGUCCUCCUCACUUCAGCCUAUACUGUCCAUCUCUCCCGGACGAUGCUAGCUCUUUUCUCUGGAUCGCUCUAUACCCCUCCUAGAUCAUCAAAAGAAGGAGAAGAGUUGGACCUCAGACCACAUCUGACGAACACAUGCUUACAAACUGAUUCGUUCGGUGCGCCUGCUCCUCCUGAAGAAUUAGUCAAGCUAUUCUGGGAGUUAGAAGGUCUAGAUGCUCUAUCAUCAGUUAAAGAUGGGAAGUACGAAUCCAAAGGCAAAGUAAGCAAAGAAUGGUUAGAAGCUGUUUUCAACAAGUCUGGCGAGGUGAUCAGUGAAGCUGUUAAAGCUGGUGCGGAAUGUGGUAGUUUCGGAUUACAGUUUAUGCCCAAUGCUUUUGAGAUCUUUGGCGUAGAUCUCAUCUUAUCUUUCCCUCCUACUAACCCCUCUUCACCAAGUGAAUUGCCAAUACCUAAUGUGACUUUACUGGAAUUCAACGCUAGUCCAGAUUUCCACCAAUCUGGAAUACGACUCAAGAAAGAUUUGCUGGAGAUGUUUAAAGGUGUGAUUAGGAUUUCGAUCGCACCGUUCUUCAGACUGAACAUCAACGACGACGAUGAAGAAGAAGAAGAAGAAGAAAUUGAUGCGAAGCAGGAUCAGAUACAGAGGAAUGAGGAUUGGGAGGUUGGGGAGGAAAGAUGGGGUUGGAGGUUAAUUGGGAAAGGUGAAGUGAGAGGAUCAGGUUGGUAG